AUGGCGGAUGUGAUUAGCAAUUUGCCGGAGGCUGUGUUGUGCCACAUUCUGUCUUUUAUGCCAACGGAAGAAGUUGUUGCCACAAGUGUUCUCUCAAAGAGGUGGAAGGAACUCUGGCGCGUAGUCCCUACUCUCGACUUCGACCAUGAAAUCUACAAUGAAAACAAAGAGAGUCAUUCUCGCUUUGUUGAGUUUGUCUAUGCAGUUAUGCUAUCGCGAGAUUUGCACCAACCCAUUCAAACAUUUAGCCUCAGGUGUUGUGAUCAUAUUAACGUGAACGUAUGGAUUAAUGCUGCACUUCAACGCAGAGUUGAGCAAUUCAAUCUCUAUUUGCCCCAAUCACUCAACUUGUCCUCUGCAAUUUUCAGCCACAAAACCCUUGUGGUUCUCAAGUUGGUUGGAUCAACAGUGCCAGCUCUUUCGUCUGUUGAUCUUCCCUCGCUUAAAAUCCUGUCUUUAUGUUCUGUUGUUUUCUUAGAUCCUCGAUAUCUCGCGGAGCUUCUUUCUGGGUGUCCAAUUCUUGAGGAUUUUAAAUUAAAGAAAAUAUUUUUUAACAACGCUUUACCUGAGGGAGAGUUUAAAAGGAUACCCAUGUUGGUUAGAGCAGAUAUUCAUAGAGGCUAUAUUCCAUUGGAAAUAGUUAGUAAUGUGGAGUUUCUGUGCUUACAUGAGUUCGAGCUUGAGGAUGUUGACGAAGAGAUGGAUGUGGUUAAUAAUGAGGACACGAACCCCUCUAUUAUAGACUUUGUUCCCGUGUUUCACAAUUUAUCCCAUAUUGAAGUCAACUAUAUGGAUUAUUCUAAGGAUUGGCGAAUGGUAGUAGACAUGCUCAAUUAUUUGCCCAAGCUUCAAGCUCUUGUCAUUAAUCAGGUCUAUUUGGAUGAAGAACACGAAGCAGAACGAGGAGAUUGGGCAUACCCACAAUCUGUUCCCGAGUCCAUUUCAUUACAACUUAAAACAUGUUGUCUUAUUAAUUAUACCGGCUCUAAAGAUGAUCUUCAACUUGCAAAAUAUAUUAUGCAGAAUGCAACACAUCUACGGACCAUGAAAAUCUGUGUUUACAUGAAGGCAAAUCCAGAGGAGAAGCUCAAAAUGCUGAAGAAAUUAUCCUCGUGCACAAGGCGCUCUGCAACUUGUAAACUUUCAUUUAAAUAG
This is a messenger RNA of Gastrolobium bilobum, 1155 nucleotides long. RefSeq names its product F-box/FBD/LRR-repeat protein At4g26340-like. NCBI's taxonomy places the organism in Eukaryota, Viridiplantae, Streptophyta, Magnoliopsida, Fabales, Fabaceae. The transcript is spliced from 3 exons. The record is from RefSeq and is a predicted model, not a curated record. The coding region runs from base 1 to 1155 and encodes 384 amino acids. Gene Ontology annotation, molecular function: protein binding.